This is a messenger RNA of Bipolaris oryzae ATCC 44560, 192 nucleotides long. RefSeq lists its product as uncharacterized. Bases 1 to 192 code for a protein of 63 amino acids. The record is from RefSeq and is a predicted model, not a curated record. The transcript has a single exon. NCBI's taxonomy places the organism in Eukaryota, Fungi, Ascomycota, Dothideomycetes, Pleosporales, Pleosporaceae.
AUGUUUGACAACUGUGCACGGCGUGAAAGAGUGCUGUGGCGAAGCCAGUAUUGCUUUGCAUGGCGUAUAUGCCCAUGCAUAUGGUUAUUCAACCAAAGGAAUAUAACAUUUAAUAACUUCCAUUAUAUGUGUCUCUGUCUCUCUUUCUUUAUAUUUGCUCCACCUAUGAUUUGUGAUGAUGCAAAAAUGUAG